Danaus chrysippus (African queen) is the source of this 642-nucleotide messenger RNA. The record is from the annotation of a GenBank genome assembly. Lineage: Eukaryota; Metazoa; Arthropoda; Insecta; Lepidoptera; Nymphalidae.
AUGCUCGAAGUCAUCUCCUAUAUACCGCAGCCUCCUAUGAAGUCAUCUCGACCUCCCUCCCCUCACUCGCCAAACCUCUUUGAAUUCGAUUACAAAAUGGGCAGCAACCAAUCAGUCCGGGCCACGCACUUCCAACGACCUCGGGAGCACCCGCCGGUACCUAAAGAAAGUUCAGAAGAAGAAAACAGAAUCAGCAUAUCAAAUAAAAUGGUGGAGAGGCUCGUUGAAGAUGCGACAUUAACACGCGGAACAAACUUAAAGUUGACAAAAGCGAAAGAGGAUUACAAAGACAUGAUAUACAUGGAAAAACUAAAAUGCUUGGAUGACAAUCAUUCGGAAAGAUUUGGUAUAACAGUUGACAAUAUGAACGCUUUGGUUAACCGGGUGGAGGUUCGUACGGCGAAUAUGGUGAGCGUCGAGCCGGUGUGUGCUGACAUUAAAAAGAAACUCAUUGACUGUUAUGACAACGCGUCCAAUGAUGACGUCAUCAAAUGUUGGGAUACCAUUGGUGCGUUCUCUCAAUGCGUUCAAGACGCGGGUGUUCGUCGUCUGUACGAACGCUCUGAACGCGACGCUCGUGACAACGCUCGCCGAUCACGACACGUCCAACACGCAAGACAUCACGCGCUAAAAGACAUCUAA